UGGCAGCUGUCAAACAGGGGAUAAACGCUUAAUACAAGGGUGAAAAUGGUGAAAACACUCGGACACAGUGUUGACAGAUAAAUGGCUACGUGAUUUCCGACCUAAAUAAACAGCUAUUCACCCUUGAAAUAGGCUAAGACAAAAAUAAUAUGGCUUGCAGCUGAAAACUGGGAUGCAGUGACCAGAAUGUCUCAUAAAGAAGAAUCAGAAGAAAAGAAAUGCUCACAUCAGACAGAGCUGUACAUAGAUGUACCCUCAACAUGCCUUCCUAUUGUCUACUCUCCAGAAUACAAUAUCACCUUUAUGGGCCUUGAGAAGCUCCAUCCUUUUGACGCUGGCAAAUGGGGAAAAGUCAUCCACUUUUUAAAAGAGGAGCAGUUCAUUAAGGAUGAGGACAUAGUGAUGGCACGGGAGGCGACGGAGGAGGAUCUCCUGGUGGUUCACACCAAGCGUUACCUGAGCAAACUCAAGAACCAUAUCUUGGAAGGCUCAAGAGAGUGGUCGUUGGUGGUCGCUACCAUCACAGAGAUCCCGCCUCUUCUGUUUCUACCAAACUUCCUGGUGCAACGCAAAGUGCUGAGACCCUUACGCACUCAAACGGGCGGGACCAUCAUGGCAGGAAAGCUUGCCGUAGAUAGAGGAUGGGCAAUUAAUGUAGGGGGAGGAUUCCACCACUGCUCUAGUGACAAGGGGGGAGGCUUCUGUGCAUAUGCCGACAUCACAUUGGCCAUCAAGUUUCUGUUUGAUCGGAUGGAGGGAGUUGCCAAGGCCACCAUCAUUGAUCUGGAUGCUCAUCAGGGAAAUGGACACGAGCGGGACUUCCUGGAUGACAGGAGAGUGUACAUAAUGGAUGUGUAUAAUCGCUACAUAUAUCCUGGGGAUGGAUAUGCCAAGAGGGCUAUUAAGAGGAAGGUGGAGCUGGACUGGGGCACUGAGGAUGUUGAGUACCUCCAGAAGGUGGAGCUCCACUCUGAGGGUGCACUGAAUGAGGUUCGACCAGACGUUAUCAUUUAUAAUGCCGGAACAGACAUCUUGGACGGAGAUCCACUUGGAGGACUAGCCAUAUCCCCACAGGGCAUUAUAAAAAGGGAUGAAAUUAUCUUCCAAGCUGCUCGGCGAAGGGGGAUCCCCAUACUCAUGGUCACAUCAGGGGGCUACCAGAAAAAGACUGCCCGCAUCAUCGCUGACUCCAUCCUGAACCUGCGUAGAAAGGGCUUGAUAGGUGGAGAGGCUGUUGAUGAGGCAGGACCUUCGCUUGUUCCACUCAUGAUGAACAAGUCUUUGUCAUCAAGGGAAACUCUUAACAUUAUUUAA
Chanos chanos (milkfish) is the source of this 1314-nucleotide messenger RNA. It is a transcript of the gene hdac11, whose product is annotated as histone deacetylase 11. The record is from RefSeq and is a predicted model, not a curated record. Gene Ontology annotation, biological process: epigenetic regulation of gene expression. Gene Ontology annotation, cellular component: histone deacetylase complex. The transcript is spliced from 12 exons. Bases 187 to 1314 code for a protein of 375 amino acids. Lineage: Eukaryota; Metazoa; Chordata; Actinopteri; Gonorynchiformes; Chanidae. Gene Ontology annotation, molecular function: histone deacetylase activity.